This is a messenger RNA of Nelumbo nucifera (sacred lotus), 2918 nucleotides long. Its product is annotated as Pentatricopeptide repeat (PPR) superfamily protein. NCBI's taxonomy places the organism in Eukaryota, Viridiplantae, Streptophyta, Magnoliopsida, Proteales, Nelumbonaceae. Gene Ontology annotation, molecular function: protein binding; mRNA binding. The record is from RefSeq and is a predicted model, not a curated record.
ACUUGGAGCCAGGAGGAGGGAAGCUCUGUGUAGGGCUUGCUCGAAAUGCUCCUAGAGUUAAUUCUCUUUUCGUGAUUCAUUUUGAAACAACGGUCAGCCAAUGUCUCCAAUUUUGUUUGUUUCUACUGUUAGGAUUUCUUCGCAUUUGAAUCUUCUUGUGCCACCAUUUUCGAUUCCCUGCUGUGCUUCGCUUAGAUUCAUAAGGUCACUUGCAGCACCAUAUCGAAUUACUCAAGUUCCAAUAAUUUCAGUUCUUCCUUGUUCAUCUUCUCGUCUGCUAUCUUGUUCAGUUAGAGAUCUUUUCUGGCGUUUAUGUCCACCCACAUUAAUAUACUAUCGUCCCUCUUCCGUUUCUUUGAUCAGGGCUUACUCAAAUUUGACCCCAAUUCCUGCUUGUAGAAGUAUAGCUUUGCCAAUGUCGCCAUGUUUCCUAAAUUCACCCUCUGUGAUCAAGGUUGGUUUAUGCUUUUUCUCUUCGGAGACUCUCUCUCCAUGUCAAAACGGUGAUUCUAGUAUAGCUGAUGUUCAGGAGGAAUGUCUGGGUGGUGAUUCUGAAAUGCUAUACAAAAUUAUUGUGGAGAAUUCUAGUGCAGGCCGGAGUAUGGGAAAGGCUCUUGAUCAGGCCGGCGUAAAAUUGACGACCCAGUUGGUCGGUGAAGUCCUGCGAAGGCUUCGUUUUGAAGAGAAAAUUGCUUUCAGAUUCUUUACAUGGGCUGGUCACCAAGAAGGUUAUGCCCAUGAAGCUCAGACUUAUAAUGACAUGAUUGAUAUAUUAUCCAGUACGAAAUACAAGGUAAAGCAGUUUCGUAUCGUAUGUGAUCUAUUGGAUUACAUGAAGAGAAAGGAAAAGAACUCUGUGCCAGUCGAGGUUCUUCUCACAGUCUUAAGACAAUAUACAGAAAAGCAUCUCACCCAUCUUCAGAAGUUCACAAAGAAGAAGAGGAUAAGGGUGAAAACUCAGCCAGAGAUCAAUGCAUUUAACUUACUUUUGGAUGCUUUAUGCAAGUGCAGUCUGGUUGAGGAAGCCGAAGCUAUGUUUAUGAAGGUCAAGAAUAAGGUCAUCCCUGAUGCAAACACAUAUAAUAUUUUGUUUUUUGGGUGGUGUAGAGUGAGGGACCCAACAAGAGGAAUGGGGGUAUUGGAAGAAAUGAUCAAAAUGGGUUAUGCUCCAGACAAUUUUACGUAUAAUACUGCCAUUGAUGCGUUCUGCAAAGCUGGGAUGGUUUCAGAGGCAGCUGAACUAUUUGAUUUCAUGAAAACAAAAGGUUCAACUAUGUCUUCUCCCACUGCAAAGACUUAUACCAUCAUGAUUGUAGCUCUUGCUCAGUGUGAUAGAAUGGAGGAGUGCUUUAAACUUCUAGCAGAUAUGAUAAACAGUGGUUGCCUUCCUGAUGUUUCAACCUACAAGGAACUGAUUGAAGGGAUGUGUUUGGCUGGAAAGACUGAAGAAGCUUACAAGUUCCUGGAAGAGAUGGGAAACAAAGGUUACCCCACUGAUAUUGUAACAUAUAAUUGUUUCCUCAAAGUCCUUUGUGACCUUAGGAAGGACAAUGAAGCACUUAAGCUGUAUAGAAAGAUGAUUGAGGUGGGUUGUGUUCCUAGUGUUCAUACUUUCAACAUGCUGAUCAUAAUGUUCUUUGAGAUUGGUGAUCCAAAUGGGGCAUUUGAGACUUGGCAUGAGAUGGAUAAGAGGGGCUGUGCACGGGAUACUGAUACAUACUGUGUGAUGAUUGAAGGUUUGUUUGGUUGUGGUAAAACAGCGGAUGCAUGCUUUCUUUUGGAAGAUGUAGUGAACAAAGGGAUGAGAUUGCCUUAUCGGAAGUUUGAUUCCUUCCUGAUGCAGCUUUCAGCAAUUGGUGAUCUCCAAGCCAUCCACAGGCUUUCAGAGCAUAUGAGGAAGUUCUACAACCCUGCCAUGGCAAGGCGCUUUGCUUUGAGUCAGAAGCGGAAGAGUAUGAGUAUCCGUAGGUAGUACACUGAAAAAUCAGAUUGAAAUAUCAGACAUACCUCUUGGACAAAUCUAAAACCUCUCCCUCAUCCUGGCAUUGUGGGAACCUACUUUGGAGCCUAAUACAAGGAGUCCACUUGGGAACUCUUCUGGAAGUUUGGAACUCGAUAUCUUCUCAUCUCAGCCAAGUUCUGUAUCAUCAUCAUCAUCAUCAUUGUCAACAUCAUCCAUAGGCCUUGUCAACAUCAUCUCAGCUAAAUGAAUCUUGUUUUGCCAUUCCGUUUUGUUCAGUUCUUCUCAGCCAAGCUCUGUAGUCAGACAAAUAUGGGCGUAAUCAACUUAUUUGCAUUGAGACUGAGGAGAGGCAGUGGCUGCUAGCAGCAGAUAUUCUCAGGUGGAACCAUGGCUGGUUGUUCCUAUCUUGAAAUUUUUCAUAACCAGAUCAACUUCUCAGUAAGACAAAUGGUGAUUUAUAUUUGCAAUUAUCACUUCAAGAUGGAAUGAGCAACAAAUCUGCAGUUAUUUCAAGAGAGUUUAGCUGCUAAAUUUGAUAUAUGGUACCUUCUGAGAAAAAGGUGCUAAUUUAAUCUUGGAUCAUUCAUACAAUUCUGAUGCAAAGAUUCUUAAAUGUUCUAUCUUCAUUAAGCUUCCCGGCUCCGUAUGUUGCACCUUACCAAUAAAAAGGAUUGAGGUCAACUAUUCAAUUUGGUAAUUUUGUUUAAUGUAGUGAGGAUGGACAUUUAAGAAGAGAUAACCAUGUGUAGGGGUAGACUUCUGAAGUUGCAACUUCCUUUUCCAUUAUUCUAAGAAUUUUCUUCUUUUUACCUUGGUCCUAAAGCAACUAUUGAUAUGUCGAUGCAAGUGUCUUGCCAAAAUUCUAAGCUCUAUGAUUCUACAAGGCAUCAGACUAUCUGUUAUUUCUCUUACCCCUUAUUGUUCUUUCUAAUUUGAUGAUUAGAGUGUUCAUUCU